AUGAGAGCUCCUCAGGUUGCCUUCAUGUCGACAUAUCCUGACGGCGCCAAAGACUUGGACGUGGCUGACCAGCACCAGAAGCUCGCAGAUAUACGAGCCCAUCUAUCGAUGACCCCUUUGGAUGACGCACCCGAAACAGGCAAAAAACCUCCCGUGAGUGGUGGGACCGACUCCGGCUAUGUCUCCCUCACCUCAUCGCACGAGGCCCAGCUCGUUGGCCUCGACCGACUCGAUGCCAACCUGAAGUACUUCAACAAACCCAUCCCCGCUCGGCUGAACGAGCGAUUCUUUGACUUCAAAGUCCUGUAUACGCAGCCUCUGAUUGACGAGGUUUCGAGGAAGUGGUCGAAACCUGGAGACAUCUCCAUGAAACUGAAAUACCUGGGCAGCAGCACGGAGACGGCGCAGCUCCACAUUGUCCUUCAAUGUCGCAAGGAGGUUUCCAAAACGGUCAAAAAGUUCUUCGCUCAGCAGCACGUCGUCGACGAUUUGGAGCCCGACUUUCGUGUCUUUGUUCUUGGGAAGGAACUUUUACGCCUCGCAGCCGGGGAUGUCCAUGUUCUCACAGACUCGUGGCACGAACAGACAUUCUGUGGCAUGCCAAUCAACAUGACUCGAUAUGCUGCUUCGGUCGCUGCCACGUUUGGCGGGCUGAUCAUGGUCGAAACGUUGGACACAUCGGAGAAGCGUCUUUACGGACUGACAGCUGGGCAUCCUCUUGGAAGGCUCAACAACGACUCGCCGUCAAGCAUACCUGAGGCUCACCAGGAGUCAGAUUCAGACUCGGAUGUUCCUGACGACGACUGCGAACUCCGACCUUUCGACUCGAUCAAUAUUGAACAGAAUCCCUGGCUCGAAGCGGAUUUCGAAGGACAGAGUGGCGAAUUAAUCCGUGACACCAACAUCAUCGGAACCAUCGUUGAGGACAAGCUCAGUACUCAGGAGAACUAUGAUUGGGCCAUCAUUGACCUGGCGUCUCAAAACGUGCCGCCCAACGCUCUCGUGCUAGACGGCGGCCUGCUUCUGUCAGCCAAUAGUCCCAGACGCCAACAAGGAAUCGAAGCAGCCAUCACUCUGUUCACCUCGAGCAGACAGCCUGAAUUUUCGUCUAAGCCCGUGGUAGUUUUGAGUCGCCACGGUCCGCAGACGGGAGUGUUGACUUGGAGUAGUUCCUGCUUAAUGAUAGCCCCUGGUUCCAAAUUCGUCAGCACUUACGAUCUCAUCAUGGAGUCUGUUUCAAGGCUGAGUCCAGGAGACUCGGGAUCCUGGGUAGUGAGCGAGAGCACCGGCGAGGUGUAUGGCCACGUGGUGUCGAUGGAUGCCUUUGGGGAGGCCCAGGUCAUGCCGAUCCAGGCGACGCUGGAGAGCAUCAGAACGCAACUCGACGCGUCCCGAGUUUUCCUCCCUACUUUGAAAGACAUACAGUCUGCUACUCUUGGUUGGCCGCGUCCCCCCGCUCCCCAGCCGGCCGAGACAUCGUGUUCUGGUGAGAAUGGCGAACCAGGAAUCUUGACGUCAACCAUAUUCAAGGAACAGGGUGGAUCAAGCCUGCCAGAAGCGCAGGCAGGGUCAAUCUCUUGUGGGUCGUCGACGCAACUCAAUGUGGCCGACAUCGCCGAGCUGUUACAGCAAGUAGCACGAAGUCGCAAGUCUGGUUCCAUGCUUCUUUUGUCCGGGCAUGAAGCAAGCGGGUCGUUUGCCGCACCGUUUACCCCUAAGCCAUACUACGCUCCUUCGCUCAUACUAUCAGAGCCACGGAAUCCGACCCAACGCCAUAAAUCGGAGCAAGACGCGGCGUCUGUGGCGAGCAGUACGUCUUUGAGCGACAUCUUCGACACUUCUGACGGCAUCUUCAACACUUCUGGCGUCCCAGUGACGGAUCCGUCAUCAGCGUCGGAGCCGGCGCUCCACCAACCGGUUGAUGCUUCACCCUCGUUGCUGCCCUGCGAGUUCAGCAACUCGACGGGCUGCGGAGCGCGGUUCGCUCUCAACCAGAUCGAUCUGUGGAUCGAGCACGGUCAAUACGGACACUUACAGGGGCAUCUUCCUUCCUGCUUCAGCUGCUGGUUUUGCGAUGACGUGCAAUUCCGAGCGGCGAGACCUGCAGACAAGCACUUGGCUUACCGGGACCGGAUGCUGCACAUCGCAAACCACUUUCUUCAAGGCAUGACUACCGACCUUGUCCAUUGGGAUUUUCAUCUUCUCCAUCAUGCCCACAAGCAUGGCCUCAUUUCGCAAACGGCCUUCCGAACAUGGUCAUCGCAGAACCAGCCGCCCAUGCCGAGGGGCAUGACCGACGCCGUGACCUCUGUCAACCCGCACGCCGUCAAAACUCGAAGCACGGUUAUUGUCCCCACACGUCUGGAGGGGUGA
Hirsutella rhossiliensis is the source of this 2373-nucleotide messenger RNA. RefSeq lists its product as uncharacterized. The record is from RefSeq and is a predicted model, not a curated record. The coding region runs from base 1 to 2373 and encodes 790 amino acids. Lineage: Eukaryota; Fungi; Ascomycota; Sordariomycetes; Hypocreales; Ophiocordycipitaceae. The transcript is spliced from 2 exons.